AUGAGCGGUGGGAAAAAGAAAAGGGCAAUGGUCUUAUCUGUUAGUUUGGGUUGCGAUAGGCCUGGCGAGAUGGUCAGGGUGGAGAUGGAAUCUCAUGAAUCGCAUUGCACGGCUGGAUCUGAGGGAUCGGGAUAUGGAGGGGACCACGGCCAACGUGAAGAUGCAAGUAAUGAGGAAUCGUAUGAUCCUGGUGUAAUAUUUCAUUUAUGA
Dovyalis caffra is the source of this 210-nucleotide messenger RNA. Lineage: Eukaryota; Viridiplantae; Streptophyta; Magnoliopsida; Malpighiales; Salicaceae. The record is from the annotation of a GenBank genome assembly.